CUUCUUCUUCUUUCUUGUUUCUUCUGCCGCAAGUAACUACUACUUGUACUUCUCUUCCUCUAUCCCAAGGAAGCCCGAAGAAGAACAAAAAAAGUUCGAGAAGCUUUAAACUGAAGUAGAGCCGUGCCAUGCCUUUCUUCUUAUUCCUUCUGUCGCAGAGCAGGCGAUGCUUCGCGAAACAUGGAGGAAGCGGGAGAUCUGGCACCGAUUCGCGAAAUAAGGGGGAGGCGGGAACAGUUAAGCGGCAAGCAAAUGUUUUUACCGGGCUCCACCUCAACAAUCUAUAAGUUCCUUAUAAAGUGGUUGCUUGAUCAUCCGAGUUUUCAAUCAAAUCCUUUUUAUGUUGCUGGAGAUUCAUAUGGAGGGAAAAUGGCACCUCUGUCUGCUCUAGAGAUUGCAGAUGGCAAUGAAAAAUUUCAGCAACCCUUUGUUAAUCUCAAUGGUUAUUUAGUUGGCAACCCAGUUACAGGGUGAAAGGAUUAACAUCAGUUCUCAACCUCCUUAUACUUAUGGAACGGGACUGAUUUCUACUAAAGAAUGAUCAUCUGCUUUCUUAUUAUUUGUCGAAUGGCCAUCUCACCAAAGAGACUCUUCAUAUCAAAGAGGUAUGUGACUAUGAAUGCGACGAGCGGAGCUGAGUUAUUCUAUUACUUUGUGGAGUCUGAAAGAAAUCCAAGCGAAGACCCACUCCUCCUGUGGCUAAUUG
Molecule: messenger RNA, 706 nt
Organism: Phalaenopsis equestris
Lineage: Eukaryota; Viridiplantae; Streptophyta; Magnoliopsida; Asparagales; Orchidaceae
Product: serine carboxypeptidase-like 5
Exons: 6
Coding region: 181-474 (97 amino acids)
Biological process (GO): proteolysis; secondary metabolic process
Molecular function (GO): serine-type carboxypeptidase activity; acyltransferase activity, transferring groups other than amino-acyl groups
Source: RefSeq, a predicted model, not a curated record